This is a messenger RNA of Histoplasma capsulatum G186AR, 447 nucleotides long. RefSeq lists its product as uncharacterized. The transcript is spliced from 2 exons. NCBI's taxonomy places the organism in Eukaryota, Fungi, Ascomycota, Eurotiomycetes, Onygenales, Ajellomycetaceae. The record is from RefSeq and is a predicted model, not a curated record. Bases 1 to 447 code for a protein of 148 amino acids.
AUGGCGUUGGGAAGAAAGCGCCCCCGAAUAUCAAGUUACAUUGGAUGCCCAGCUACCAACUCCACGUGGUUUGCUCAUACCCUGUCGCGCCGUUGGAACUCUUUUACGAGUAUUCAGGAACCAACCCACAAAUUCGAAAGGUCAAAAAGCGUGAAAAGUGGAUCCUUGUUUCGUUGGAGCAAUUUCCAUCGUCAGUACCAAGAUCUGGCUGAUCUUGUGCGGUGGAGUUUCCUGAAGGAAACUCUAAACUGGCCCACACAUCAUCCUUACUCUCCAUUCCAGAUGGAGAUUGAGGAGGCGAAGUUGUUGUUGCCAAAGCAGAGUAGAUGUGGUGGCUCAAACGUGGCUAGCGGUGCGGUAUAUCCCAAUGGCAAAUCUAGAAAAAUGGGUUUUUUCGCUUGCAAGAGUCGGCAGGCGUUCCAUUUAGUCCAUCUUGGCCAUAUGUAG